This is a messenger RNA of Pestalotiopsis fici W106-1, 1122 nucleotides long. RefSeq lists its product as uncharacterized. Gene Ontology annotation, cellular component: nucleus; mitochondrion. Gene Ontology annotation, biological process: base-excision repair, AP site formation via deaminated base removal; base-excision repair. The record is from RefSeq and is a predicted model, not a curated record. The transcript has 2 exons. NCBI's taxonomy places the organism in Eukaryota, Fungi, Ascomycota, Sordariomycetes, Amphisphaeriales, Sporocadaceae. Bases 1 to 1122 code for a protein of 373 amino acids. Gene Ontology annotation, molecular function: uracil DNA N-glycosylase activity.
AUGUCUUCGACCCUCAAACGCAAGGCGGCCUCGAGCGUCGACGCCAGCAAAAAGGUCAAGACUGGCGGCGGAAAUGCGAGCAUCACGUCCUUCUUUGGUGCUCCAAAGGUCGUUUCCUCUUCCACCAAUGGCUCUGCACCCAGAGUCGAGUCGCCCGCCCCGACCUUUGACAAGGCCAAGUGGGUAGCCAGCCUCAAGGAGGAGCAGAGAGAGCUGCUUCAGCUCGAGAUUGACACCCUCGACGACAGCUGGCUUGCACACCUCAAGGAUGAGGUUACGAGCAAAGAGUUCUUGGAUCUAAAGAGAUUCCUUGCCAGGGAAAUGGCUGGCCCCAAGAAGAUUUUCCCACCACCACAAGAUAUCUAUUCCUGGUCACGGCUCACACCAUUCCACUCGGUCAAGUGCGUCAUUCUCGGCCAAGAUCCCUACCACAAUAUCAACCAAGCCCACGGCCUCGCCUUCUCGGUACGCCCACCGACGGCGCCGCCGCCAUCGCUGCGCAACAUGUUUGUGGCACUCAAGAAGGACUACCCGUCGUUCCAGCCGCCGGCGAACAAGGGCGGACUCUUGACCCCGUGGGCGGAGCGCGGCGUGCUCAUGCUCAACACGUGCCUGACGGUGCGGGCACACGAGGCCAACAGCCACGCCAACCGCGGCUGGGAAAAGUUUACGCAGCGCGUCAUUGACCUGGUGGCGCAAAAGCGCACGCGCGGCGUCGUCUUUUUGGCCUGGGGCACCCCCGCGGGCAAGCGCGUGGUCAAGGUCGACAAGAAGCGCCACCUCGUCCUCCAGAGCGUGCACCCCAGUCCCCUGAGCGCCAGCCGCGGCUUCUUUGACUGUGGCCACUUUCGCAAGACGAACGAGUGGCUCGUGACUCGGUACGGCGAGGGCAGCGAGAUUGACUGGAAUCUAGAGCCGACGGCGGCCCCCAAGAACGAAAAGGACGACAAGAAGAAGAAAGAAGAAGAGACCGCAGACCAAACCAAAAAGGAAGAACCCACCCCCGUCGUGACGGUUGGCAAAGUCGAGCAGAAGAAUGGUAAUGGCGUCGUAGAAGAGAGCAAGGUGCUCGAAGACGAGGGAGAAGAGGGUGCAGUUGAAACCAACGGAGAGAAGAACUGA